CGGGCCCGGCUCAGCGCCACCGCCCCUCCUCGCCUGCGCGCCGCGCGAUGGCCUCGCUCCGGGCUGAGCGCGCAGCCAGCGGCCCGCGGCUCCCCGCUACCCGCGCGGGGCGACCGGCUGCGCUCCGCCUCCUCCUCCUGCUGGGCGCUGUCCUAAAGCCCCAGGAGUCCCUGGCUCAGCUUCUUCCCACUGAAGGCAGCUUGAAGUUAGAAGACAGGAACAGUGGAAAUACCUGGACCAGAGGGAUUGGAGGAAGGGGCAGGGGUGUGGUCAGUGUGCAGCAAUCUGUGCCCACAGGGAACAAGAUGGCUGACUAUGAAACCAGUGUCCAAUUUUGCUGGCAAUCUUAUAAGGAGCAGAUGGACUCUAUCCCCAAGGAUUGGUGCGACUGGGCCAUGAUUAGCAGGCCUUAUAGCGACCUACAGUAUUGCUUGGAGCAUUUUGCAGAAGCAUUUGGCCUGGGCUUCCCCAAUCCCUGGGCAGAAGAGGUCAUCUUUGAGACUCACCAGAUCCACUUUGCCAACUGCUCCCUGGUGCAGCCCACCUUAUCAGACCCCCCAGAGGAUGUACUCCUGGCCAUGAUCAUAGCCCCCAUCUGCCUCAUCCCCUUCCUCGUCACCCUUGUGGUAUGGAGGAGUAAAGACAAUGAAGCCCAGGCCUAGGGUGGUAUGAGCUUUUCUUGGAAGCCAUUUUACUCCUUUUCCCUGCUACCACCAGGUCUCUCUUCCCCUCCCUGCCUCCUUUUCUUACUCCCACCCCCACCACAGAUCCUUGGACUGGUGGAAAUGGAAACCCAGCAGUGUCACAGCACAAGUUCUGUACUCUUCUAAAUAAAAGUUUUUUUUUGUACUAUC
Messenger RNA from Canis lupus familiaris (dog), 854 nucleotides. It is a transcript of the gene RAMP2, whose product is annotated as receptor activity modifying protein 2. The record is from RefSeq and is a predicted model, not a curated record. Lineage: Eukaryota; Metazoa; Chordata; Mammalia; Carnivora; Canidae. Gene Ontology annotation, biological process: cellular response to hormone stimulus; intracellular protein transport; angiogenesis. Gene Ontology annotation, cellular component: membrane; cell surface; signaling receptor complex. Gene Ontology annotation, molecular function: coreceptor activity. The transcript is spliced from 4 exons. The coding region runs from base 48 to 662 and encodes 204 amino acids.